AUGUACACACGAGUGCGGCUCGCCGCCAUGGCUGCGCGGCCGCUGGCGCGAGCAUCAACACCCCUCCGGCCUUGUCUCGUGAGCCGCAGCCGGGCUCUGCGUCGCAUCAACCACACAGCUCUUCAACAAGCCAUCGCCGGGAGAGCAUGCGCGAGCACGAUAGCGGCGCCCUCGCCUGAUCCUGUGGCACCGGCUGCCGAGGAUGCCACGGAAAACACGAUUUCAGAGGAAAAGGAUACUGGCCACUUCGAGGUAAAGGACAAUGAAGCCAUCCUCUUCUUCGACAACAUCUUCCCUCUCAAAAUUAUCAACGUGUUGCGAAGAAACGAGAGCGACACCGAGCUAGCAGAUUUGAUGCGUCGCUUCGAUAGCUCGCGGCUCGGCAUCAUGGAUCCAAUUCGUCUGGUCAAGAUGGCUAUCCCCGAGGACAUGCCCAUCAAAGUCACGGAGAUUUUGCCACGCUUCAAGGAUGGCGGCGCCUUUGUCAAGUUUCGAUAUAGCUCUGAGCUUGACCCUGCCGACAUUGAAUCAACACUGAAGAAGAGGCUCAAGGAGAAACCGCUCAAGCCCUGGUUUAACCCGUUCCGAGGUAUUCAGGCUCGUCUGGUUAGAGGCACUCCUUGGCUGGAGGACUUGCACCGAUACCCAUCUAGCGUCCUACGAGUCGAAUUCGUGCCCGCCGAAGUUGGCAAGACGCCAGAAACGCUCCCCGAGGAAGUCUUGUACAGCGUCUUUCGUCGAUACGGAAAAAUCGCCGAUAUUAUCCCCCAGUCUGCAGACUCCAAAGAGAUUCCCAAAUACGCCAACAUUGGCUUCCCGCUUCUGCGUGAUGCCAUUAUGGCACGAAACUGCGCGCAUGGAUAUGUCGUCCCCGAGUCUCAAGGCGGCGGCGCGGCUGGAACGAUGCUCCGCAUUGCCUACGUCAAGCGAGUCAAGGGCCACAAUAUCUGGAAUUGGAUAACGAGCCAUCCACGCAUUGUGUUCCCAAUCAUCGCCGCUCUCCUCGCUGGCUUUUCAGUCCUCAUCUUUGACCCUAUUCGACAAUUCUUCAUCCGCCUACACAUUCAGCAUUCAUUCAACUUCAGCGAGUCAAGACUAUACAAAUGGUUCCAAAGCCACCGACAGUCGUUUUCCUUUAGCGGACGUCGUGAGCAGUGGGAUAACUUGAGCGGCGUGAUAUGGAACCAUCGCUUGGACGUCAUCAGCCAGCUGCGGGAGUGGCUCGACGUGACUUCAGACAAUUUCAUCGUCGUUACUGGACCAAGAGGCUCCGGCAAGGUCGAGAUUGUUAUGAAGAAGGCUCUUGAAAACCGCAGAGACGUUGUGCUGAUUGAUUGCAAGCCCAUUGUCGAAGCGCGUGGCGAGUCGAGCAUGAUUGGAAGACUUGCUUCUGCGGUUGGCUACCGACCUGUCUUUUCCUGGGCCAACAGCGCGAGCAGCAUGAUUGAUCUCGCUGUCCAGAGCACCACUGGUGUCAAGGCGGGAUUCUCCGAGACUCUCGAGUCGCAGGUCACUAAAAUCCUGUACACUGCCGCAAGUGCGCUCAAGGACGUGGCGUUGUCCGGCAGAUCUAGCAAAGAAAAGGACGGCAGCAGCUCGGAGGAUGCUUGGCUCGAAGCUCACCCAGAACGAAGACCAGUGAUCGUGAUCGAUAACUUCCUGCACAAGAGUGACGAGCAGGGGAUCAUCUAUGACAAGAUCUCAGAGUGGGCAGCGUCUCUGGUUCAAAACCACGUCGCGCAAGUCAUUUUCUUGACCAGCGAGAACGCCUAUUCCAAGCCGCUGACCAGAGCUCUGCCUGACCGUGUCUUCCGCACCGUUUCCCUUGGAGACUUGGAUCAUGGAGUAGCGAAGAAGUAUAUCAUGGGCCGUAUCCAAAACGAGCGCGAAGCUGCAGAAGAGCGGAAGGAGAAGGAGGACGACAACAAGACUGGCGCGCCCAACCUUCGUGGCCUUGAUACCGCCAUCGAAACACUUGGCGGCCGCUUGGUGGAUCUCGAAUCCCUUGCCCGCCGCAUCCAGGCUGGCAUGAGCCCGCGUGAUGCGACUGAUGAAAUCGUCACCGAGAGCGCCGUGGACAUUGUCAAGAUGUUCCUCCUCAGCAAGGGCAGCGACGCCGCCGAAAAGAAGUGGUCCACCGCUCAAGUCUGGCACCUCGUUAAAGGCCUGGCCAAGGACUCGUCCCUCAUCUACAACCAAGUCCUCCUCUCGCCGACCUUUUCCUCUUCCACCAGCUCGUCCGCCAGCGAUGGCGAGGCGGCCCUCGAGUCCCUCGCCGCCGCGGAGCUCAUCUCCAUCCGCUCCGACCGCGGCCACCCGCGCCUCAUCACCGCCGGCAAGCCCCUGCAGCAGGCGGCGUUUGCGCGCAUGAUCAACGACCGCGUGCUCGUGGCCAAGAUGGACUUGGCACAGGAGAAUGAACUCGCCAAGAUUGAGGCCAAGAAGAUUGCCGCAGCGGAGAAUGAGCUGUCGCUGCUCGGCAGCCUGCCGCGCCAGACGAGCGAGUCGGCGGGUCGCAUACAGUAUCUGCUCGUGCAGAUUGACACUUCGCAGCGCAAGAUUGAGGACCUGGACAAGCAAAUGGCUGCCUGUAAGAAGGUUCUGAGUGAAGAGGUCUAG
Messenger RNA from Akanthomyces muscarius, 2619 nucleotides. RefSeq lists its product as uncharacterized. Gene Ontology annotation, cellular component: mitochondrial inner membrane. NCBI's taxonomy places the organism in Eukaryota, Fungi, Ascomycota, Sordariomycetes, Hypocreales, Cordycipitaceae. The record is from RefSeq and is a predicted model, not a curated record. The transcript has 2 exons. Bases 1 to 2619 code for a protein of 872 amino acids.